This is a messenger RNA of Pieris napi, 804 nucleotides long. RefSeq names its product 60S ribosomal protein L10 (gene RpL10). Bases 119 to 778 code for a protein of 219 amino acids. Lineage: Eukaryota; Metazoa; Arthropoda; Insecta; Lepidoptera; Pieridae. Gene Ontology annotation, biological process: translation; ribosomal large subunit assembly. Gene Ontology annotation, cellular component: ribosome; cytosolic large ribosomal subunit. The transcript has 5 exons. Gene Ontology annotation, molecular function: structural constituent of ribosome. The record is from RefSeq and is a predicted model, not a curated record.
UUGCAAUUGGUAUAAUCUGUGACAUUUUUUGACAAUUGACAUUUCGAUAUAAAAUCGAGUUGAAAUCAUUUUGACAGCUUUCUUUUACGACGUCUUGUGUGUCUCAUUGAAGGGCAUCAUGGGGCGCCGGCCAGCGAGAUGUUAUCGGUAUUGUAAAAACAAACCCUACCCAAAGUCACGAUUCUGUCGUGGUGUGCCUGACCCAAAAAUUCGUAUCUUCGACUUGGGUAAAAAGAAGGCGGCCGUAGAUGACUUUCCACUAUGUGUGCACCUGGUGUCGGAUGAGUACGAGCAGCUAAGUUCUGAGGCUUUGGAGGCAGGCCGUAUCUGCUGCAACAAGUACCUCGUCAAAAACUGUGGUAAAGAUCAGUUUCACAUCCGCAUUAGGCUCCAUCCAUUCCACGUUAUCCGCAUCAAUAAAAUGUUAUCGUGCGCUGGAGCUGAUAGGCUCCAGACUGGGAUGAGAGGUGCUUUUGGUAAACCCCAAGGUACAGUGGCACGUGUGCGCAUUGGACAGCCUAUUAUGUCAGUGCGCUCAAGUGACCGUUGGAAGGCGCAAGUUAUUGAGGCUCUGCGUCGUGCCAAGUUCAAGUUCCCAGGUCGUCAAAAGAUCUACAUUUCCAAGAAGUGGGGCUUCACCGUAUAUGAACGUGAAGAAUACGAGCGUCUGCGUGAUGACGGACGUUUCGCCAACGAUGGAUGCAACGUCAAGUACCGUCCCGAGCACGGUCCUCUGGAUGCUUGGAGGAAGGUCCAAAACGAAAUUUACAGCGUUUAGAUGAAAUAUAAUUAAUUUGUCUAAAA